GUAGAUGUCACACUUGUGCGUUUUAUCGGGACCUGUCGAUUCCUGCCGAUGACCGACCGCAACAUGUUGCGGUUUGGCAGGAACCAACUCGACGGGAAGUGAAAACAAAACACGUUAUAUUGUAUUGUGCGUGCCACACUGUGCGUUUUAGCGGCUGCGUUUCGUACUUUUUAAUUUUUGUAAAAUUCUUAAUUUAAUUAAUUAUUUAUUUAUAAUAUUUUAAACAUUGCAAAAUUUCGGCUUUUGAAAUGGUUUUCAAUACUGACAAAUUUAUUUCGUGCAUUCAAAAUAGUCCAUCAAUUUGGGAAGUAGGAUCAAAAGAUUACAUGGAUAAAAAUAUAAAAGAAAAAAGUUGGAACACUAUUUGUGAAUACUUCUAUGAAAAUUGGAAUGAAAAAUCAAAUACGGAAAAACAAAACACAGUCAAAGAAAUGAAAACCAAAUGGAGACAUAUACGGGACAAUUAUUCGAAGUAUAUCAACCAGGCAAAAAGUGGUGAUAGUGCUCCAAAAAAAAAAUAUGUCUAUGCUGAAUCACUUUCAUUUUUACAACACGUAAUUAAAAAAAGAAGAACAACUGGCAAUUUUAAUGAACUUGGGCAAGAUAACAAUGGAGAUGAAACUGAAGAAGAAGAAGAAGAGAUUAACAUCACUGUGGGUGCAGAUGAAAUUGAAAGAAAUGAGAACUCACCUCCUUCAACAUUUCAAAAAAAUAAAACUGGAACUUCAAUCACAGAACUGAGGAGGAAAAAAUGUAAGAAAAAUAAUGUUACACAAUUUCAGCAAGAAUUAUUAAGUGCUCUAAAUAAUCCUGAAGAAGAAAAUAACUCUGAUCCUGAUAAGGCAUUUUUAGUGUCUUUAUUACCAGAUUACAAAAGGUUAACAUAUGAACAAAAAACAGAUUUUCGUAUAAUGACCUUACAAUAUUUUAGACAAAUUUCAUUGGAAGCUAACCAAUCUCAACCAUUAUAUGAUGUGCAUCAUAAUGCAACUUAUCCAAGUAUCCCAAAAGAACAUUAUACCUCACAACUAACCUUACCUAUCUUGUCCACAUACGCAUCAUCUACAUCCGAUUCAACGUUAAAAGUACCACCUCAACAGGCUCAACAUUCUAUAGCAUUCCCUCCAUUACAUUCUUCUGGGUCAUAUAUACCUGCAGGCCAAAACGCAUCAUCUACAUCAGAUUCAACGUUAAAAGUACCACCUCAACAGGCUCAACAUUCUAUAGCAUUCCCUCCAUUACAUUCUUCUGGGUCAUAUAUACCUGCAGGCCAAAAUAAUGCCAAUACAAUUUCUGAUUAUUACAAAAAUUAUCAAUAA
Molecule: messenger RNA, 1319 nt
Organism: Metopolophium dirhodum (rose-grain aphid)
Lineage: Eukaryota; Metazoa; Arthropoda; Insecta; Hemiptera; Aphididae
Exons: 3
Coding region: 249-1319 (356 amino acids)
Biological process (GO): regulation of transcription by RNA polymerase II
Cellular component (GO): transcription regulator complex; nucleus
Molecular function (GO): DNA binding
Source: RefSeq, a predicted model, not a curated record